GCGUAUAACUCAUUAUCCUUAUAAUUCCGAAGAAAAGGAUCGCAAUUUUGUUUAGUUUUUUUUAGUAUUGGCCAUGAGCAUGUUUAAGAACAGAAUGGGUUCUGCGUCUGUAAGGAAAGCCUCUCAUUCUGGCAGCUGGUAUACUGAUGAUGGUGCAGAUUUAAACCGGCAGUUGAGUGGAUGGUUAGAUGCCUGCAGCAAACUUCCAGCUCCCACCAGAGCUCUCAUUGCACCUCAUGCAGGCUAUUCAUACUGUGGGGCAUGUGGAGCCCAUGCGUACAGACAGAUGGACCCCUCAAAAAUCAAGCGGGUAUUUAUCCUGGGCCCCUCACACCAUGUGAGACUGGGCGGAUGUGCCCUAACCUCCACAGAGAAAUACAAAACACCCCUCUAUGACCUCAUCAUUGAUACAAAAAUAAACGAGGAGUUGUAUGGCACAGGGAAGUUUGAAACGAUGAGUAUCACUACAGAUGAGGACGAACACAGUAUAGAGAUGCAGCUGCCCUAUAUUGCUAAGGCCAUGGAGAGUAAGAAGGGAAACUUCACAGUGGUGCCAGUAUUGGUUGGUUCCCUAAACCAGGAUAAGGAGUCGAUGUACGGGAAGAUAUUCGCCAAGUACCUCGCUGACCCAGACAACUUCUUUGUCAUCUCAUCAGAUUUCUGCCACUGGGGUUCAAGAUUUAACUACACUUACUACGACAAGUCUGUGGGAGAAAUAUGGAGGUCUAUAGAAUCUCUGGAUAAAAUGGGUAUGGACAAAAUAGAGAGGCUGGAUUCCGGUGGCUUCUCAGAUUAUCUAAAGCAAUACCAGAACACCAUCUGUGGGCGACACCCGAUUGGCGUGUUCCUGCAUACAAUUGAUGCAUUACGGGCAGUAGGCAAUGGUUUCCGGGUGUCUUUCAAGUUCCUCAAGUAUUCCCAGUCAAGCAAGUGUUCCAAUACGCGUGAUUCUUCAGUGAGCUAUGCGGCGGGGGUUCUCACUAUGGAAUGACCCAUACAACUGUGAUAGAGACUUGAACCUUGUGAUUUGGUGUUGUUGAACCCUGGGGCUGAUUUCUAGAAUUAUCAAAAGCCUGUUAUAGGGGCUAAUUCAAGUAAAAACUUUUUUUCCUUUAAUCAUUUCUACCUUAUGCUUUCCUGACAGCGUCCACACUUUUUAAUUGAAAUUAUUAAAAAGAUUAUCAUAGCCAACUUACCAGUGUGUAAACUAGGGUUUUAAAGUUUAAGGGUUAAAACCAGCUUUACUUAAGAUUUGAGAAAUUAGCCCAUUGUGUUGUCAACCCCUUGUUAGUCUGUCUGGCUAACAUUUCUGUUGUUCAGCUUAGCACCAUGCUACAUGUUUGUGAUCUGAGAGGAUGUUCAGUGGGACUUCCAGCAAUGCCGGCUAUCAUGAAUAAUUUCACUGUGUCUCCAGUGUCUGUUAUAUAACUGACAAAAGUAUUGUAACGUUUGAAUCAAAUUUCUUAAAUCAUAAUUCUGUAUUUAUUUUAGAUUUUGGUGCGAUAGUUCUCCGUUGAAUUGACAUAUACUAGUAACAUGUAUCAUUUUGCUUAAAAGAUGGCGCACCAUUUAGCACAUGUACGAAAAAUAUCCAUUUUAGAGUGUUUAAUUACUGGUACAUGCUUUAUUCCAAAUUUGAGAGAUAAAAAUAGUGCAAUUUGUCCUUUAUGUAUCACUAUUUUUAUGUACUAUUAGUUCACCAUACACUUACAGUUGUAACAAUUGUACAACAUGAAUAGACAUCUGUUUGGCAUGUAUCUAAAUUUAUCUUACAUUUGAAGCAUACAGUAAUAUUAUGUGUACAUGUGUAUAGAAUAGCAUUUCUUGGGGAAAGUCUGUGCUAGAGUCAUAAAUGAUAGUAUUUGUUAGUUGAUUGAUUGAUUGUGAAAUGGGUAACAAUAAUUCCAAGACUGAUAGUCUGUAUGUGUAUUGAUGUCUGCAUUAUCAGAUCAAUUUUUUCUUAUAAGCAUGUCGAAUCUCAAACAAUCAAAUUUAUACUAGUUUUGUUAAGAGCAAAUCAAAGACUGGUUCAUUGUUACCUGUGCAAUAUGGAACGAAUAGAAACAGGUUUGAAACAGUAUUGAAAUGAAAUCACACGUGCUGAAUAGAAUAUUGAUUAUUGUUAGCUUAUCAUCGCUAUAGAGCAAAGGCAUUAAAUUAAAAAAAGAGGUUUAUCAUAUAUUGAAAUCAUUUUUGUGAUCUUCUGUGGUAUGUUUUUAAAAGGUUAAUGUUUCAGGCUUUGAACACUUAUUUAAUUUAAUAUUAUGAACAAAAAAGUCAUAUUUUUGAACAGAUUUAAAAGACGAAUGUUGCCAACAUAAUUUUUUGUGAUAGACCCUUAAAAUUGUUGUCGGGUGCAUGCGGUCACUUAUAAGAAGUACUAUUGAUAGAAGUAUACACAUUGUAUGGUAGGCUGGUAGUUACUGAUAGAGUUCAAAUUCAAACAAGGAACAACUGAUUGUUAAGUAAUUAUUUUUGUUUUGACAAUACUAAAAUAUGACAGGUAAUUUGUAAUUUACUUGAUAAACACUUUUUAUGCUUUAUGAAGUCACAAUUCUGGUGUUAUUCAAUAUGAUUGAGUGUUUGACCUAUAAUAUGAAUGUUGUUUUACACAGUACAUGUACAAUUUCUUUUAUUUCACUGAAUUUAAAAUGCUUAAAAUAAAAUGUUUAAGCUAAA
Molecule: messenger RNA, 2679 nt
Organism: Mya arenaria
Lineage: Eukaryota; Metazoa; Mollusca; Bivalvia; Myida; Myidae
Product: protein MEMO1-like
Exons: 9
Coding region: 74-991 (305 amino acids)
Source: RefSeq, a predicted model, not a curated record